Melanaphis sacchari is the source of this 2254-nucleotide messenger RNA. RefSeq lists its product as uncharacterized. Gene Ontology annotation, molecular function: transmembrane transporter activity. The record is from RefSeq and is a predicted model, not a curated record. Bases 725 to 2149 code for a protein of 474 amino acids. The transcript has 7 exons. Lineage: Eukaryota; Metazoa; Arthropoda; Insecta; Hemiptera; Aphididae. Gene Ontology annotation, cellular component: membrane. Gene Ontology annotation, biological process: transmembrane transport.
AAAAAAUUGGCAGUUCUUUGAUUCCAGCAACACUUAUUGGGCAUAAUACGGUCGUGUGGAAUGAAGGAGAAAGUUGAACUCGACCUCGGACCGGUAUGUUACUUAAUCGCGGUAAGUUAUUACGUACUAACGCAUCAGCUAUAGGUGGGUUAUUACAGGUACUCCAUACACACGGCGUCAUUCAGUGUGAGUGUAGGUAAACGCAGUCGCACUGCCGCAGUCCGUCAAACGCUACACCAGACGACAAUAAUACUAACAUUUUUUAUGACAUUUUUUUCGGUACAAACUCGUUACGUAAAUAGUAAAAAAAAAAAAUCACUUUUAAACAGAAAACAAUCCGACAAGGUCGUUGUUCAUAAGCAUUUUUGUCGUGUAUUUAAAAUACCUUCCGUUUUGACAAAUUAAUAUUUUAAUAUAUCUACUAUUUACUUACAAUACACAAAGCAUCUUUUGUAAUUUAAAAUAACGGAAAUAAGAUAAAAUAAUUAAAUUUUGGUGAUAUUCAUAGAAAAAACAAUUUGAGAAACAACAGUUGGAUCGAUUAAUUUUUGUCGAUAGCCUAUAAAAAAAAAAAAAAACUAUCAUUAUUAAUUAAUAAUACAGUUCUAUCGUAUGGUCGUGGUGAUUCUCUACGAAUUCUUAAUAUGAUCUCAGUAUUUUUAUAUUCUUGAAAGUGUUACAACUAUUGUAGACAGUUAGAUAUUUGUUUUUGUUUCAAAUAAAUAUGUUCAUAACAAAACCAAAAUGGAUCGAAAAGGUCACCGUGGAACCAAUGCUGUUUUUGUAUUUUGUAACAUUGGCUAUUUCAGCUUUGGUGGGCACGAACCUGAUCCUGCGGAAGGGGUGCGACGUGACGGCCACGGUGCAGCCGGCCGACCUGAGGGACAAGUGUCUGAACGAGAGCUACGCGCAGGAGCUGGUGGCCAAGAUACAGACGUGGAAGCUGACCAUCCAGUACUCGGUGCCACUGGUGUUCAUACUGUUCGCCGGCCCGUGGAGUGACACGCACGGCCGCCGCCGCCGGCCGCUCAUGUUCAUACCGAUCGCCGGCCAGCUGCUGACGGACGCGUUCAACGUGCUGAACGUGUACAACUGGCACUGGUCGCCCGCCGUGGCCGCCGUGUCCGAGUGCCUGGUGCCCGCGCUCACCGGGUCCCGGAUAUGCUGCGUGGUCGGCGUCGCGUCCUACGUGGCCGACAUCACGCGCGUCCAGGACCGGACCAAGCGCAUCGGCAUGCUCAUGUCGCUGUACUUCAUCGCCACGCCGGUGGGCGCGUGCACGGCCGGCUUCCUCAACGUCAACAUCGGAUUUUACGGCACGUUCGGCGCGUGCAUAGCGAUGAACGUGGCCGCGCUGGCGCUGGGCGCGGCCCUGGUCAAGGACACGUCCGUGCCGUACGAGAGGGGCGCGUCCAUCUGGCAGACGGUCAACCCCAAGGUGAUCGCCGACUCGGUGCGCGUGCUGGUCAAGAAACGGCCCAGCCGGUCGCUGCUCGUCUACAUGACCGUCGUGUCGCCGCUCACCAUCGGGCCAAUGCAAGGUGAAUACUCCAUACUUUAUCUUUUUGUCAGAUAUAAAUUUGGAUGGAACGAAAUCGAUUACAGCCUUUACGCUACAUACAAAAUGACUGGGAUACUUAUAGGUACUAUCGUAGCUAUAUGGUUAAUGAGUGUAAAACUGAAAAUGCACGAUGCAGCUAUAGGAUUUAUCGGCAGCAGUUUCGACUUAAUCGCGGCAGUGUGCUACAGUUUCGUCACCCAACCUUGGCAGCUGUACGCAGUGCCAGUGAUAGAUAUUUUCCACGGUGCAGCGUUCACAGUUAGCACUUCGAUGGCGUCAAAACUUGUCGAUAACAGUGAAUUAGCACAACUCAAUUCAGUUCGUGGUAUGCUGGAAACGCUCGCUCCAAUUAUUAUUUAUCCAUUAUAUAAUCAAUUAUAUAAGCUCACAUUUGAAACACUACCGGGAGCAUUUUUCUUGUUGACUGCGGUUUUUACUGUUCCAGUUGUCAUACUAUUCGGGUUGACAUACAAAGCUGAUAAAAGAGACAACAUAUUUAAAAAUAACGAAGAUGAUAUUGUAGCACAAAAUAAUAUAAAUAAUAACAACGUCAAAAACGAAUCGAUUAAAACUAUAGAUUCUGUUUGACGUUAUUGAUACGUAAACGUAUACGAUGGUAAUAAUAUGGUAAAUAUUAUGCACAUCAUAUAUUUUAUUUGUUAUUAUAUGUUCUAAACUUUUCUAUUUGUUAUA